CUCACUAUUUGGCCUUCAGUGCUGACCACCUUACUUGCCCGACUAACCUCAGGUAUCUGGCUACGUGGAUCGUUACAUUAUUUCAAUACCUGCGUCUAGUGCUUAGGUUAUUUAGAUAGCUUCAAAAUAAUUUUCUCUCAUUCGUGCGAAAGCAUACACUUUAAAGGCACACUAUACAAGGCAGAAAGCAAGCACCAGCAUGAUGGACCAUGGCACCCACGGCGACAUGCCUAUGGACCACGCUCACCGUUGCAGCAUGAAUAUGCUGUUUACUUGGAACACAAAGGAUCUCUGCAUUGUGUUUUAUUCAUGGCACGUUCAUUCUACUCUAACCCUACUUGGCUCACUUGUGGCUAUCGUUGCCCUUGGGGCGGGGUAUGAAUAUGUCCGCGAGAUCUCCCGCCGCUAUGAGCAAAGGUGCGCUGCGCAUGCGGCCACUCUUCCACGGAGGAACGCUGCAGAGCUUGACAGAAAGUCCAAGGUCAUCAAGGCGCUUCUAUACGCGAUACAGGUCUUUUAUAGCUUCUUCAUCAUGCUUUUGUUUAUGACGUAUAACGGCUGGAUUAUGAUUGCCGUAGCAGUCGGGGCGUUUGUGGGUUAUUUGAUCUGGGGCGGUUCGAGCGCGACGAAGAGCGUGGCAUGUCACUAAGCCUAUCAUCCAGAAUGUGGAGAAAGGUGGCGAUUGCAGCAUCACAGCUAAUGCAUGGUUGAAAUUUAAUCUUUUUUCAGCGGAAGGCAUCUAAGCUGCGGCGAUACUUCUAACUGCUUUAUCAUCCG
Xylona heveae TC161 is the source of this 777-nucleotide messenger RNA. Its product is annotated as Ctr copper transporter. Gene Ontology annotation, biological process: copper ion transmembrane transport. Gene Ontology annotation, cellular component: membrane. Gene Ontology annotation, molecular function: copper ion transmembrane transporter activity. The coding region runs from base 200 to 649 and encodes 149 amino acids. The record is from RefSeq and is a predicted model, not a curated record. Lineage: Eukaryota; Fungi; Ascomycota; Xylonomycetes; Xylonales; Xylonaceae. The transcript has 4 exons.